Messenger RNA from Doryrhamphus excisus (bluestripe pipefish), 12410 nucleotides. It is a transcript of the gene polr3c, whose product is annotated as polymerase (RNA) III (DNA directed) polypeptide C. The record is from RefSeq and is a predicted model, not a curated record. Lineage: Eukaryota; Metazoa; Chordata; Actinopteri; Syngnathiformes; Syngnathidae. Gene Ontology annotation, biological process: DNA-templated transcription. Gene Ontology annotation, cellular component: RNA polymerase III complex. Gene Ontology annotation, molecular function: single-stranded DNA binding.
CUGCCAAGUGACUACAUGACCCCGCCUCCUUCCCGACAUGCACUACUGUACAUAUCAGCCAAUCACAGCGAGGCAAAUCCGGAAGUGGAAGCGUUUGCGUGUUGACAAGCAACAGCCGCGUGUGAUUACAAGGAAAUUGUGGCUUUAGACCGUAGCCGAAUGGAAAGAUGACUGCCCAGGAGGUCCGUUUGUGUGGUCUUCUACUGCAGGAGCACUUUGGAGAAGUGGUGGAGAAAGUAGGAACACACCUGCUCAGAAAUGGAGCCCAAAAUUUGAGAUCCAUUCUUCAUGAGACCGGCAUCUCUCUGGACUUGGUGAAAAAGUCACUGUGUGUGCUCAUGCAACACGGGAUUUGCACCUUCAGCCCAGGUCGCAAAGGACCCGGGAGCCCCGCCGAGUUCCAGACCAGCUGCAGUCUCAUUCUGAAAAUCCUCCGCUACCCGCGCUACAUCUACACGGCCAAGACCCUGUACGGCGACACCGGAGAGCUCAUCGUGGAGGAGUUACUGCAGAGAGGUCACAUGACCAUGAGCGGCAUUGUCAAAAUAGUGGCUGAUCGCCUCACCCAGACAAUGGAGGAUGGCCACAGCAUGGAUUACAGUGAAGUCGCAUCUGCCUUCUCCAAACUGGUGGAGACCCAUUUUCUUCAACGCUGCCCUCCAGUGGCGAGUGCGCAAAGUACCGGCAGCGCAAAGUCCGCUGCAGCAGCCGACGUUCCUGUCGUUCCCGUCGCCACCGGCCCAGAGAGCUUCCCGGACUGCUACAAGGUGCCGCAAGUUAUGCUCGUCGGACGAGGCAAAAGGCAACUGGAGGACGCAGAGGAGCAAAGCGUUGCCAAGAAGGCCAGGAUGGAGACAGCGGCUCACGGCGAUGAGGGCGUUUACUGGCAGGUGAACUUUGAGAGGUUCCAUCUCCACUUCAGAGACCAAGCCAUCAUCGGUGCUGUGGCCAACAAACUGGACCAGACCAGCAGUGAGAUAGUGAGGACCAUGCUGAGGAUGAGCGAGGUGACGACGUCGCCCACGGCCGCCUACACCAAGCCCCUCGCCGCCAACGAGAUCUUCCGGUCCCUGCCGGCCGCAUACAACAUCCCCAGACCCAUCCUAGACCAGUACCUCACUCUGCUGGUGGAUGACCCGAUGGAGUUUGUGGGCAAGGCUGGCGAAAGUGGAGGAGGGAUGUUUGUCGUCAAUUUGCACCGAGCGCUGGCCAGCCUGGCGCGGGCCACCGUGGAAUCUGUCGUGCAAGAGAGAUUCGGAUCCCGAUCGGCUCGCAUCUUCCGUCUGUUGCUGAAGAAGCGACACCUGGAACAGAAGCAGGUGGAGGACUUGGCCAUGAUUCCGGCCAAGGAAGCCAAAGACAUGCUCUACACGCUCCUCUCUCAGAACCUGGUCCAGCUGCAGGAAAUCCCAAAGACUCCAGAUUAUGCACCUUCUCGUACCUUCUAUCUCUACACGGUCAACCAACUGUCUACUGCCAGGAUGCUGCUUCAGAACUGCUACAAGACGGUGGCCAACCUCAUCCAGAGACGACUAUUUGAAUCCACGAACAACAAGCGUCUGCUGGAGAAGUCCCAGCGCAUCGAGGCCAUCCUGGCGUCCCUGCAGGCCGGGGGGGCGGAGCCGGAGCAGCUGACGGAGGUGGAGGAGAUGAUCACGGCUCCGGAAAAGCAACAGCUGGAGUCUCUGCGGCUUCACGUCAACAAGUUGGAUUCAGCCGAGAACCAAGUGGAUGAAACCAUCUUUCUGCUGGAAUCUUACAUCCACGCCACCACCUCAUCGUCAAGCUAAGACUUUGCUUCGCUGCACUUACACUUCCUGUAUUCGUCACCGCAGACUUGGCGCUUUUACACUUUAGUUCUUCACUUUUAGGCCUAAAAUUAAAUUUAAUCAGACUGAAAAAUCAUCAUGUCGCUGCAUGGCUGCUGGUUGGUUUUAAUACUCAUUAUGGGGGGGGGCAUAUGUGACCAUUGGUCUUGGGAAAAGGUCAUAUUAUGACUUUUUUUUUCAGAAAAAAACUAGAAAAAAGUUAUAUUUAUUAUAUUAAAAAAUUCUAAUAACUUUUUUCUUUGCAAAAGUUGUAAUAUUAACUUUUUUCUUGUAAAUUCACGACUUUUUUUCUCAAAAUCUCCGAUUUAUUUUCGAAUGUGGCCCUGAUUCUCUGAAAAUUAAUGAGAAAAAAAGUCGCUGCAUUAUAUUACCUUACCUUAUUACCUGAUAAUAUUACCUUCACAGGAAAAACAUUUACAAGAAAAUAACUCUCAGAUUAGUUUUCAAUGUGGCCCUGAUACUCUGAAAAUUUAUGAGAAAAAAAGUUGCAGCAUUAUGAUAUUACCUUACCUUAUUACCUGAUCAUAUUACCUUCACAGGAAUAACAUUUACAAGAAAAAAAAGUCUCAGAUUAAUUUUCAAUGUGGCCCUGAUAAUUUAUGAGAAAAAGUCACAGCAUUAUGAUAUUACCUUACGUUAUUGCCUGAUCAUAUUACCUUCACAGGAAUAACAUUUACAAGAAAAAAAAGUCUCAGAUUAAUUUUCAAUGUGGCCCUGAUAAUUUAUGAGAAAAAGUCACAGCAUUAUGAUAUUACCUUACGUUAUUGCCUGAUCAUAUUACCUUCACAGGAAUAACAUUUACAAGAAAAAAAAAGUCUCAGAUUAAUUUUCAAUGUGGCCCUGAUAAUUUAUGAGAAAAAGUCACAGCAUUAUGAUAUUACCUUACGUUAUUACCUGAUAUUACCUUCACAAGAAUAACGUUUACAAGAAAAAAAGUCUCAGAUUAGUUUUCAAUGUGGACCUAACAUUGGUCGCAAUCAAAUAAAUGAGUAAAUAGUUUGAAUAUAUAAUAUUUAUAUCUAAUAUUUGGCCUUAUGUUGGUGUUUAAUUCCAUGACGUCAGGGAAACCGGUGGUGUAGGUUCUGUUUAACCGAAGCAACAAAUUGCGUUUGGUCGCAGUUGUCCUUUAUUUCAGUUCAAGUGGUGAUUGUUUGAAAUGUGAAACCAUGAUCAUGUCGGUUUAUUAAAUAGACCAAAUGUGGUAGAGUACAAUUCCAAACGGGAAACAAGACUAUUUACAUAAGUGCUCCAUAACCCUGGAAGUAGCGGGAAGUGAAUUUCUGCUGGACCGCUGGGAUGCUCCUUCGCGGGGAACAACCUGAUUGGUUCAACGCCCACCUCAGUCCUCGUGGUUCUCGUCGUCUCUGUGCUUGCGUGCGAAGAAGCCGAGCUGAGGAGAAAUUGACUCAGGGGUGACACUCUGAACUUUGACCUUCCCUAACCGUUAGCGCCGAUGUCCAAAUACCUUCCAUAGUAUGAAGAUAAUGAGCGCCAGGAGCAGCAGACCGCCGAUGAUGCUUCCGAUCAGAAUCCACAGCGAGAUGGGAAUGGCUCUUCCCUUCAGCACCUCCAGGACGGUCUUCAAACGGAAGAACAUAUUUGACGUAGAUGUACACAAACUAGAUAUUUACUGUAGAUCCUACCUCUCUCCAGGCCGUCUCUGUUCCCAGAGUGAUGAGGUUGGUCUCUUGAGGUGCUAUCUGAUACAUGCCGAUUAUCCUUGCCGACUUGUACUUGGCCUGCAGACAAAAACACAAAAGAGGUCACUAAAAUAGUUUGUACCUGCAAAAAAAAACCACAAAAAAGUGUAAUUUGCAUGACAGGCCAUUAGUUAACAUUAUUAGAGCCCUCUGGACAUGAAAUAACACCCCUAUAGUCACCUUUACAUUACCAGAUAUUAUAUAUAUAUAAAAAUAAGCCAGAAAUAAGAAAUCUAUUUGACUCACAUACGUUACUUUAUCACUGAGUACUUCCUGCACUGGCUGUUUUCUCAUCAAUGUCGUAUUACUGAGGCCUAGUAACAGUGUAGAAUACUACAAAUAUCCCAGUAUUCGGUUUGUCUCAUGUAAUACACUUACUACUUACUGCUUAUAUGUAUAGUAAUAAUACCUUUUGAGCCCUGCGUCUUGUACAGUUUUUUGCUACGGCUAAUCUAUGCCCAAAAGCUACAUUUCCCAUGAUGCUUUGAGUACAGCUUCAGGAAGUAGUGACUGAUAUCACCUUCGGAAGCCAUUUCUGACCUAAGUAAGUUUGAUCAAGUGCAGAAAGCAAAGCAAAGCUUCUGUUUGGACGACUCGGAGAGUGCGAGAGGCCGACAACGUGUGUGAUGAAGGGCUGAUGACAAUGUUCGAUUGUGAUACUUGUCAAGAUGACUUCCGCUUUAGUUCCCACAAGGAGAAAGAUAAAUAUCUUUUUGGUAGGCUUCUGUUUAGCUAGCCAUCUUAUGCUCACUGUUGAGCGCUGUUUUAGCUAGCCAUGUUGACAUGCAAUGUUUGGCCUUGAAACGCCGAUCAACUUGCUGCUGAAACGUUGUGACCAUCAUGAAGGAUAAAGAUCCUUGAACAUGUGGAAGGAUCUUCCCCCAUGAAGGUCUCAUUAUGGAGGAUCUCACCUUUCUGAAAAAGUCAUCAUGGACUCUCCGGCUAAGUCGAACAACCGCAGCCUGGCCUUUCAGGAGCUGCUGGACCUGACAGGAGACCUCUAUGCACCAUGACCUGCUGCAAUUCUACAAGACAGAGAUACCCUUAGACUUCUUUCUGGGGGGGGGCGGUGGACUCAAAGAGUCUCACCAGGACAUCGUUCUGCAUCAUGUCCUCAGGGUGGAGGGGGCGCACGUCCCUUUGGAGGCCCUUCAGCCGAGCCAGCUCGCUCGUCACGCUGCAGUUCACGCCCGUCGCCUAGGAGACAUGUUUUUUUACUUCACGUGCGAUGGGGGAAACGGGGGUUUCGAACCCGUGAACGAGGACAAGGACUCACGUUUUGCGAGGAGACGUCGGUGACCGUCAUGAAGACUCGGUCUCCUGCCGCCACGGAUGGCAGAAGCAGCCUGAGCUCCAGGUUACUCACGGGGUAGCAGCCCAGGUUCUGGAUCUGCAACAAGACCAAGUGCUGAGUCAGAAGGCGUCACAAGGCGAUACACCAGAUUGUGGCGAACUCGAACUUGGUCAUCUUGGAUUGUGUUUCACUUGGUGACAGUCUUGGGCACUGUAUGCUAGCUCCAACCACCGCGUCAAAGGGACUAUUUGACUGUCAGACGGGCUCACUCCGUUCAUGUCCUUGUUCUAUGGAGCAAACGUGCUAAGGUGCUGAAAGUGAAACCUCCGGCCAAUGAAGCUAGCAUGUUUUUCGAAUGUGGGAGGAAACCGGAGUACCAGGAGAAAACCCACACAUGCACGGGGAGAACAUGCAAACUCCACACAGAGAUGCCCAAGCAGAGAAUUGAACCCAGGUCUUAACAUGCUAACCACCGUUGGGAGGUCCGGGAUCAUGUUUACCUUGAAGUGCGUGUAGAACUCGGGUCCGAUAGCUUCCGACAUGGUCCGCGUGGGAUGCACCUCGUAUCGGUUUAAGUUGGAGUCGCUGCAUGCAGUAGAAAAAAAAACGUGUGAGGAGCACAUCACAUGACCAAGAGAUGGCGCUGACGUACCUGCUGACGAACAGAUCCGGCUCGUACUGGACGAAGCUCUGCAGCUGAACACUGUUGUCCGCUAACGUGUCUUGUCUCUCCACGCUGUCGCUGGUGGAGAACGUGUUUUAAGUUAUUGUGGAAUCUUGGAAGCGCAAGCAAGUCCGGUCGGUCAAGCUAACCUGGAGGCAUGGAGCUUCAUUUGGACUCGGCUGUGCAAGGUGGCACAGCUGAACUCAAACUCCAGCAUGAAGUUCACCUUUGAAUGAGAAGGAGGAUAAAACAGUCGGAUGGAAUGGCGGCAAAGGGGGGGGGGGGGGGGUGUGGCCUGAACGGCGCAACCUACCUUGGACUGGGAGCGGAACACCGGGUAACUGACGUUACAGGAGUGGCUGUUGGAGCCCACGGCCGUACACUCGAUCUUAAAGUUGGCGUCCUCCUACGAUUAAAGAAGAAGAAACGAUGAUGAUGAUGAUCACUGGACUGGCUCACUCACCAACACCGAAACUAGCUCGAACGUUGCGGCUUCAGUUUAUCGUGGUUUUUCAAAAAUGUGUAAGACGACGGCAAAUAUUAAUUUUUAAGCUAAUUUUACUUAGAUUUCAGCCGAAAUGAAGCAUUUUUAAGCAUAAAUGAAUUCACAAGAUGCAUUCAAAGACACCUUGGGAUAUGUAGUACUCCACACUGGUCACUAGUAAUGUUACCUUGAUGACGCAAUAGCCACCACAGGAAGUACUGGACAGUACAGGAAGUAAAAAAAAAAUUUUCAGUUCAUCAAACAAAUGUAAAUAUUAGUCAAUGACAAUACAACUGAACACAAAAUGCAGUGUUUAAAUAUUUUUUAAAAAGUACUACAGGAGGAAAAAUAUUCAAACCUACAUUUAUUUACUCUGUGGGGAAAAGUGAUUACCCCCCCCCCCCCCCCCCCCCACGUUAAAACACAACUUAAUUCAUGCUUCCAUUGAUCACAGCAAGACUUCCAGGGCCUUAAGCAGCAAAACAGCCCCAGACCAUCACACUACCUCCACCAUAUUUUACUGCUUUUUGCUGCUUUUUGACAAGUUGAGCAAUGGUUUUGGUUUUGGUGUCUUUCUCAUAAUUGAGUCAUGAACACUGACCUUUAACUGAGGCAAGUGAGAGCCUACUACGCUUCUUUGGAUAUGGUUGUGGGGCCCUUUUGUGACCUCUUGGAUGAGUCGUCGCUGCGUCCUGGGGUCAUUUUGGGUUGGCUGGCCACUCCUGGGAUUCAUGCUUCCAUUGAUCACAGCAAGACUUCCAGGGCCUUAAGCAGCAAAACAGCCCCAGACCAUCACACUACCUCCACCAUAUUUUACUGCUUUUUACUGAUUUUUGACGAGUUGAGCAAUGGUUUUGGUUUUGGGACUCUGCCACGCGGGCCGGUGUCUUUCUCAUAAUAGAGUCAUGAACACUGACCUUUAACUGAGGCAAGUGAGAGCCUACUACGCUUCUUUAGAUAUGGUUGUGGGGCCCUUUUGUGACCUCUUGGAUGAGUCGUCGCUGCGUCCUGGGGUCAUUUUGGGUUGGCUGGCCACUCCUGGGAAGGUUCACCGCUGUUCCGUGUUUUGGUAAUUUGUGGACAAUUGCUCUCACUGUGAGGGCGGCACGGCGGUCUAGUGGUUAGCGCGCAGAGUCACAGCUAGGAGACCAGGGUUCAAUUCCACCCUCGGGCAUCUCUGUGUGGAGUUUGCAUGUUCUCCCCGUGCAUGCGGGUACUCCGGUUUCCUCCCACAUUCCAAAAACAUGCUAGGUUAAUUAGCCACUCCAAAUUGUCCAUAGGUAUGAAUGUGAGUGUGAAUGGUUGUUUGUCUAUAUGUGCCCUGUGAUUGGCUGGCGACUAGUCCAGGGUGUACCCCGCCUCUCGCCCUAAGAAGACAGCUGGGAUAGGCUCCAGCACCCCCCGCGACCCUCGUGAGGAUAAGCGGUAGAAAAUAAAUGAAUGAAUGAAUGAGUUCUCCUCCUAUUUUGUGUGGAAGUGGUAACUUUUUGGUUUCUUAUUUUGACUUUCCCCACCCUCGGUCAUCUCUGUGUGGAGUUUGCAUGUUCUCCCCGUGCAUGCGUGGGUUUUCUCCGGGUACUCCGGUUUCCUCCCACAUUCCAAAAACAUGCUAGGUUAAUUAGCGACUCCAAAUUGUCCAUAGGUAUGAAUGUGAGUGUGAAUGGUUGUUUGUCUAUAUGUGCCCUGUGAUUGGCUGGCGACCAGUCCAGGGUGUACCCCGCCUCUCGCCCGAAGACAGCUGGGAUAGGCUCCAGCACCCCCCGCGACCCUCGUGAGGAAAAAGCGGUAGAAAAUGAAUGAAUGAAUGCUCUCACUGUGCUUUGCUGGAGUCCCAAAGCUUUAGAAAUGGCUUCAUGAGCUUUUCCACACUGAUAGAUCUCAGUUUAUAUUAACUAUAUUUUAACAUUUAACAUUUAUUCAUUUAAAAAGUGAGUUUUGUGUUAUCAUUGACUUAUUUAAAUUAGUUUGAUGAUCAAAUCAUUUUUACUUCCUGUACUGUCCAGUACUUCCUGUGGUGGCUAUUGCGUCAUCAUUGUAACAUUACUAUGACUUGCAGUGACAUUGGAAGCAUGUCCUUGUCCAAGGUCGUUACCCGGAUACUGAGGCUGGAGAAGUGCAGAUUCCGUGAGUAGUGCAGCGUCAGGCUGCUGUUGUAGGCGUUUUCCAGUCGGUUCUCCAGUUGGACCUCCACUGACACACGCCUACGAGGACUACGGAUCACAUACGGCCUCUGUCUGCAAACAUUGGAGGGGGGGGGACUUUAACAGCAGUGUUCUGAGUACACAGGGGACCGAAUCCCGACUCUUACCUCGUCCCGGAGAUGUCCAUUUGCGCCUGCAGAACCAAAUCUGUGGUGCACACGUCGUCCUCCCCGCAGUCCUUAAAGAACGGUAUCUGAUGGAGGACACGUGGAAAGGUCAUCAGGGGGGGGGGGGACAGGAAAUGCAAAGCGACACCACUUUUCACCCACGUAUUUCUUGAUGGAGGUCGGCCAGCCCUCGUCCAACACGGGGCCGCUCUCGGUGUUGUUGAUCUUGAAGCGCAGGGAGAAGCUAAUGGGGCGGAUGUAGUCCGCCGUGUCCUGGCGACGACAGAGGAAUGUUAGGAAGGAAGCGUUUUUUUUUUUUAGGAGGUUCGGGCGUGUUUCCGGGCGCUCACGUAGACGUGGAAGGGCAGGUUGUAGCAAAGAGUCUGUCCCGUGUGAGCUCCCACCGCUAGCUGCGUCUGCCGGUGGGAGCUGUCGUCAAAGAGCGCGCGAGCCGACAACUUCCUGUCGUCCAACAUGGCCGACACCCAGAGAUCUAAGGAGAGGGCAGCGGUUUCAGGUCCAGAAAGGUCCCGUGUGGAGCUGAACGUUGGUAGACCUAACAGCUUGGGCUUUUAGCUCGAUACUUAGCGGGGUACCGGGGUACCGGGGGCGGACCAGAUGGGAUCCACGGGGCUAAAAGAAAAGUUACGUACCAAAACCGUUGCUGCUUGGUCCCGGGGAUCGUGACACCGCCGUGAAACAGGCAGUGGCGUUGAGGCAGGCCGACUCCCGGCCUCCGCGUUGGCACGUCUUUUGGAUGACGUUGAUGGAAUGUGGCUGGAAGGCCAGAGUCACGUUGAUCUGGACGAUGCUUCGGGAUCUACAAACAAAGGGAAUCAACACGGGACAAAAGGCCUGAGUAUUAGUGUUCCGCAACGGGGUCUAAACAAAGACUAUAGGAGUGCAAAAGUGACUAUAGGGGUGUUAUUUCAUGGCUACAGGGCUCUAAAAAAACAUUACAAAGUCAGCUUUUUGACAGUAUGUAGAUACAGCAUAUAAAAUUAUUAUUAUGGUCCACUUGUGGACUUCUUCUGUGGCUGACAGAUCUCCAGGUUUUAUUUAAGACUAAGAGAGACCCCCUCAAACAGAAUGGAAGGAUCCAAACCGUCUCACCUGAGCAGCACGGCGCUACCGUGGGCUCCGACCGCCAAGUCAAUCAACCCAUCUCCGUCCAAGUCCAACCUGGCGCUCACGCUGCGGCCAAAGUACUGCAGGGACGGGGAGACGGACAUCCCUGGGAUACGCUGCGGGGGUGGAAAGACGGUGAAAAGAGACUCGGACCGGAUUGUGAUCUUCCGAGCGUCCUGUCCUACAACACCUGCUUGAAGUUGUGGAUGAUGUAAAUGCUUUGGCCGUGGUACACGUAAACCGCCCCCCGGUGCUCGUCCUCCAAAGGGGCGCCCACUAGCAGGUCGGUGAAUCCGUCGUGGUUGAGGUCCGGAGCGGCGGCCAUUGCGUAGCCAAACCUGGCGUCCUGGGAUCUUUGGUCUGAUUUGAGGGUCCCGUUGGAGACAAACACCUCCUCCUGGGGAAGACGGAAGAAUUAAAAUGGAGCAUACAGGAAGUGACGCCGUUCAAGUGGAUGGGUACCCCGCUGAGAGUGUAAAUGUAGACUCGACCAGCCUCCUUGUUCCCUGAGCCCAGGUACAUGGGGGCGGCAACCAGGAGGACGUCAGUGAUGCCAUCCUGGUCGAUAUCCAGGCCACACAGCUCACUGCCGUAGUAGGAGCCGAUCUGCGGGGACACGGGGUAUUUCACCUGGAUGCCACCAGGGGGAGACAUUGCUCCAAUGUGGAAUAUUCAGAUUCCCUAAAAACACGCGGUGGUCCACCUGUUCUCCAUUGAGGGCCUGGACUAUGUUGACGGCGCCGUCAUCGCUGAGUUCAAACAGGAUGACUUUGCCUUUGUGUUUGAAGCGCGGUGCGCCGGCCACGUACAGCCUCCGCCAAUCACCGACGAGCACCGACGACACCGUGUAGCCUGCACACACACACGCACAAUUACUAAAAUAAAAAUUACAGCACAUUUUCAAUUUUUGUUCUUUUUUUCUCUUGAUAUUUUGACCAUAUUCUGGUAUAAUUAUUGCUGUUUUUUAAAAGCAAUAUUAGAUACAUUGUACAUUUUUUAGAGUGUGAUGCUGGCCACUAAAAAACAACCACAGGCAGCAAAUGGCCCCGUGCCCGCACUUUGGAGAGCCCUGCUUUAGGAGCACCAUUCUGUGUGACGACUUUAUUCUAAAAAAUUUGACUUUUUUUCUCGUAAAUGUAUGACUUUAUUCUUGAAAAUUUCUGACUUUUUGUCAUAAAUUUAUGACUUUAUUCUCGCAAAUUUAUGGCUUUUUUUCUCAUAAAUGUAUGACUUUUUUUCUCCCAAAUGUAUGACUUUUCUUGUUAAUUGAUGGCUUUUUUUCUCAUAAAUUUAGGGCUUUUUUCUCAUAAGUUUAUGACUUUUUUUCCUCAUAAAUGUAUGACUUUAUUCUUGAAAAUUUCUGACUUUUCGUCAUAAAUUUAUGGGCAGCAAAUGGCGCACUGGCCGCACUUUGAACAGCACUGCUUUGGGCGCACCAUUCUGUGUGACGAUUUUAUUCUCAAAAAUUUUCUGACUUUUUUUCUCGUAAAUGUAUGACUUUAUGCUUGAAAAUUUCUGACUUUUUGUCAUAAAUUUAUGACUUUAUUCUCGCAAAUUUAUGGCUUUUUUCUCGUAAAUUUACGAUUCUAUUCUCAUAAAUGUAUGACUUUUUUUCUCCCAAAUGUAUGACUUUUCUUGUUAAUUGAUGGCUUAUUUCUCAUAAGUUUAUGACUUUAUUCUUGAAAAUUUCUGACUUUUUGUCAUAAAUUUACGGGCAGCAAAUGGCCCCCUGGCCACACUUUGGACAGCACUGCUUUGGGCGCACCAUUCUGUGUGACGACUUUAUUCUCAAAAAUUUUCUGACUUUUUUUUCGUAAAUGUAUGACUUUAUUCUUGAAAAUUUCUGACUUUUUGUCAUAAAUUUAUGACUUUAUUCUCGCAAAUUUAUGGCUUUUUUUUCUCGUAAAUUUACGAUUCUAUUCUCAUAAAUGUAUGACUUUUUUUCUCCCAAAUGUAUGACUUUUCUUGUUAAUUGAUGGCUUUUUUUCUCAUAAGUUUAUGACUUUUUCCUCAUAAAUGUAUUACUUUAUUCUUGAAAAUUUCUGACUUUUCGUCAUAAAUUUAUGGGCAGCAAAUGGCCCCCUGGCCGCACUUUGGACAGCACUGCUUUGGGCGCACCAUUCUGUGUGACGACUUUAUUCUCAAAAAUUUUCUGACUUUUUUUUUGCAAAUGUAUGACUUUAUUCUUGAAAAUUUCUGACUUUUUUUUCGUAAAUGUAUGACUUUAUUCUUGAAAAUUUCUGACUUUUUGUCAUAAAUUUAUGACUUUAUUCUCGCAAAUUUAUGGCUUUUUUCUCGUAAAUUUACGAAUCUAUUCUCAUAAAUGUAUGACUUUUUUUCUCCCAAAUGUAUGACUUUUUUUGUUAAUUGAUGGCUUUUUUCUCAUAAGUUUAUGAUUUUUUUCUCAUAAAUGUAUUACUUUAUUCUUGAAAAUUUCUGACUUUUCGUCAUAAAUUUACAGGCAGCAAAUGGCCCCCUGGCCGCACUUUGGACAGCACUGCUUUGGGCGCACCAUUCUGUGUGACGACUUUAUUCUCAAAAAUUUUCUGACUUUUUUUUCAUAAAUGUAUGACUUUAUUCCUGAAAAUUUCUGACUUUUUGUCAUAAAUUUGCGACUUUAUUCUUGCAAAUUUAUGGCUUUUUUCUCGUAAAUUUACGACUAUUCUCAUAAAUGUAUGACCUUUUUUCUCGUAAAUGUAUGACUUUAUUCUUGAAAAUUUCUGACUUUUUGUCAUAAAUUUAUGACUUUAUUCUCGCAAAUUUAUGGCUUUUUUCUCGUAAAUUUACGAUUCUAUUCUCAUAAAUGUAUGACUUUUUUUCUCCCAAAUGUUUGACUUUUUUUGUUAAUUGAUGGCUUUUUUCUCAUAAAUUUAUGGCUUUUUUCUCAUAAAUAUAUUACUUUAUUCUUGAAAAUUUCUGACUUUUUUUUCGUAAAUGUAUGACUUUAUUCUUGAAAAUUUCUGACUUUUUGUCAUAAAUUUGCGACUUUAUUCUCGCAAAUUU